Molecule: messenger RNA, 441 nt
Organism: Sclerotinia sclerotiorum 1980 UF-70
Lineage: Eukaryota; Fungi; Ascomycota; Leotiomycetes; Helotiales; Sclerotiniaceae
Exons: 1
Coding region: 1-441 (146 amino acids)
Source: RefSeq, a predicted model, not a curated record
AUGUCCUGUGCGAUGGAAAGAUUUUGCGAUUACCAGAUUUUAAGGAAGCAUGAAAAGAAGGAUCUUCAAGUCAGCUGGUGUUUUGGGAGUGAAGCAAAUCAUUCAAUCAAGAAACGCAAAGAACAUGAAGCUGUAGAAUUUUUGGUAAGAGGCUCGUUGAUCUGGGGUAACAAGGUAGCAAAAGUGCGGGAACAUCGGCCCAUCCACCGCAGCGCUUCCUCCGCCUACAGUACAAGGUUUCACCAGAACGUGGAGAAAUCGGAGAUUUUCCCGUCGUUCUCAUGUUUAUCAGAGUAUUGGUCGACUUGUUCCUUGAAAAUCAAUUUAUCAGUACACGGGUCUAGACAUUCUUUGGCUCACGAUUCGAUAACUUUCACGACGCACUUGGGAAUUGAAAGGCUUAGCAAAAAGGGGAUUCCCGGAAUAGCUAUCUAUGGGUGA